CGAUGGCGAGUCCCAUCCUGGUCUUGCACCCCCAGGUCGCCGGCGACCUACACACGGCUCAGACUAUUCGAAUACACUCUAGCCCACGCCAGCUACCACCCCUGUGCAUAGAAGAGGCUCGACAUGAACCCUGAACGACCAGCAACCUCCAAAGCUCGAGGUAUCUGCAAAUAUUACCUGACUCCCCGGGGGUGCUUUACUGGAAAGAAUUGCAAGUUCCUUCAUGGCGAGCAGGAGAGCUUGACCCCCUAUGACAAGAACAAGACUUGUCGUUUCUAUGUCGCAGGGUUCUGUAAACGCGGGGCAGGUUGUUGGUUUGUCCAUGCGCUGCCGGAAGCGUCAGGCUCUGGAGAGCGAUCCCCUCCUGUGAAGCCCGAAGCAGAGGCGGGGGAUGAUGAUGUUUGCUGCAUCUGCUAUGAAAAGCCUGUGACAUAUGGCCUUCUUGGCGGUUGCAGCCACAUGUUCUGUCUUGAGUGUAUCAAAGGCUGGAGAGAGCGCAAGGGCAAAUCUGAGGGUGUCAUAUGUUCCGGCGUGAUCAAGAUGUGCCCAUUAUGUCGCGCCGCCUCGAAGUUCGUGACGCCGUCUAGCGUCUUCUAUACCCAGAAUGAUCCUCGCAAGACCGCUCUCGUAGAACAGUACAAGUCCAGUAUGGCGCGUGUUCCGUGCAGGUUCUUCGAGCGGUCGCUUCCCAAUAAUCGAUACUGUCCAUUUGGGAAUGAUUGCUUCUAUCAACAUUGUAAUGAAGACGGGACGCCCUACGACUUCCAGAAAGGAGUCGAAUACUACAUGAGGCAGCGGAAAAGAUAUCUAGACGCGAACGGCGCACCGCUGGGGCGACUGCAAGCAACAACAUCUCUUCUGCAAAGUUUACGACACGAGCUCGACAGAAUUCAGACCAGCUUGGAAAGCAUACCAGGGAUUGAUAGCAUUCCCGACGGCGCUCUGGAUGAUGCCGAGGAUAUCCUCACCGAGGCCGACCUUCGCUUGAGUGACGAUAGGUUGCUACCUGUCCCUCCAUCUAUCCGCACAACGUUGGCUGAGAGCGUCAUGUUCAGCACCGCGGCGAGCGAAGAUUUGUCAUCGACGGCGCAGGAACCUUUGUAUCAGGGUGAUCAUCCGACUUCCCAAGAUGAGUCGCUUAACAGUCUCGCCGCCACAGUGCGGACAAUAGUAGAAGAAGUCAACUACUUGAUGGAUGACACCGAGCGGCUCACAUCGCCGAGCUCUCAGCCGUCUCCGACAGAAGAGUUGUACGAGUUGCUUCCUCGGUCGGAAGACGUCCGCCCGAUAUUCGAUCUAACGGCGACCACCGCCGAGGAGGAGGUAGUGCUCGACUAUGGCGUGGAAGAACCCCAUCCUCCUCUUGACCACAGCAUAGACCAAGGGCCACAACCGGCUACUAUUGUUGAAGUGCCAGCAUCCGGGGAAGACGCCUCAGCAUCCGCGCCGACGCCAACACCCGAGCAGGAGCCCCUCGUAGCGGGGCCGCUAGCUUCGAUGCAGGACCCUUUGAGCGAGGCGACGCCUGCAGCGGCGCCGGAAGUUGUGUAUGACAGCGACCCACCAUUCAGAACGGAUGGGCGCGGGCGUGUCGUGUGGAGUAGUGCUACCGUAAGCACGCGAGGCCGCAAACAUACUUCCAUUCCAAGUGGCAUGGUCGCAGCGUCUCUACCUCCGCACCGCGACGUGCCUCGAGAUAUCGCGCCAUCCGCCGAUCACGUCGCCAGCCGCUCACUGGAAGGCAGAGUCGUGUAGACUGCGAGGACAUCACAGAUGCUACUUUCCUGCCACCGUCUUCUACCUGAUGUGCAAUGGAAGUGGCUGUACCUGUCUAACGUGUGUGAUGCUACGAAAAACUACAUCUGACUUGAGAGUGG
Messenger RNA from Phanerochaete carnosa HHB-10118-sp, 1877 nucleotides. RefSeq lists its product as uncharacterized. Lineage: Eukaryota; Fungi; Basidiomycota; Agaricomycetes; Polyporales; Phanerochaetaceae. The coding region runs from base 124 to 1755 and encodes 543 amino acids. Gene Ontology annotation, molecular function: metal ion binding; ubiquitin protein ligase activity. The record is from RefSeq and is a predicted model, not a curated record. The transcript has 6 exons. Gene Ontology annotation, biological process: protein polyubiquitination.